UCUGGGCUCCCCGUGCACUCCCGGAGCGCCACGCUCCAGUCUGCAACGCGCCCCUGCAGUAAACCUCACCCGGGGUAAGAUCGCGCCAACUUAGACUGAAAAGGCGUCUUGGAAACUGAGCAGCACGAGCCUGUCUCCCGGUUCCUGCUCCUGAUUCCUCCACGUCCCCAGCGUCCUGAGCGGCGACAGUGAGACCCUGCACGGAGCUGGAGAAACCUGUUCGGCAGGAGGCAGCUGCCGGACUCCCAACUUCCCGCACGGAGAGCGUCUCCAGAUCCCCGGAGGGCACCUUUGCAGCGGGGUAAUUCCCCCAGCUCGCCACUGACUUCGGGGUGCAGCGCGGAGCCGCGUGCAUGGAGAACCGCACCGAGCACCCUGACCGCGCGAACGCUUCGGGCCUGGGCACCAUGCCCCGGCCUCCGCUGGCUGUCCAGGUGGUGACCUUGACCCUGGUGCCCCUCGUGUGCGCCGUCGGUGUGGCGGGCAACGCCAUGGUGGUUCUGGUGGUGCUCCGGAGCCGCCAAAUGGUCACACCCACCAACUGUUACUUGGUGAGCCUGGCUGCCGCCGACCUGCUGGUGCUCCUGGCGGCCGGAGUGCCCACCGUCGCGGAGGCGGCGUCCACGCGGGUUUGGAUCUUCGGCCACGCAGGCUGCCUGGUCAUCACCUACCUGCAGUACGUGGGCAUCAACGCGUCCACAGGCUCCAUCACCGCGUUCACCGUGGAGCGCUACCUCGCCAUCUGCCACCCGCUGCGCGCCCAAACUCUGUGCACGGUGGCAAGGGCCAAGCGCAUCACCGCAUCGGUGUGGCUGGGCACCACCGCCUACUGCGUCCUCUGGCUCUUCCUGGUGGACACAAGCGAGACGGUGUACGCUGACGGCGUGCAGGUGCAGUGUGGCUACCGCAUGUCACGCUCUCUAUACCUGCCCAUCUACUUCCUGGACUUCGCGCUCUUCUAUGCGCUGCCCUUGGGCCUGGCCACCGCAUUCUACCUACUCAUAGUGCGCAUCCUCUUUGUGGGGCCGCUGCCGCCUGAACACCGGGGGCACUCAGGCUCUGCGCAGCUGGGUCGCCCAUCUGGCCACCAGCGCUAUUCCUCCAGGGGCAAGAGAGGCGCCCUCAACUCCCGGAAGCAGGUCACCAAGAUGCUGGCUGUGGUGGUGCUGGUUUUCGCUCUGCUGUGGCUGCCUUACCGCACCCUGGUGGUGGUGAAUUCCUUCCUGAGCCCGCCCUACCUCAACCCCGGCUUCCUGCUCUUCUGCCGCCUUUGCGUCUACCUGAACAGCGCCGUCAACCCCGUCAUCUACGCCCUUAUGUCCCAGCGCUUCCGGGAGGCCUUCCACGGACUGUUUCAGUGCCAGCGGGCUGGGCCCCAGCUCCCGCCGCCCCAGGAGGCCACCCCUGUGUACUACAGUGUCAUCAAAGAUUGUUCCCAGAUCAGGCUGGGCUCUUAGAAGCAACCAGGGAGCACAAUGUCCAGACCCAGAGGGGAAUCCUGGCCCCU
Messenger RNA from Mustela lutreola (European mink), 1507 nucleotides. RefSeq names its product thyrotropin-releasing hormone receptor-like. Lineage: Eukaryota; Metazoa; Chordata; Mammalia; Carnivora; Mustelidae. The transcript has 2 exons. Gene Ontology annotation, biological process: phospholipase C-activating G protein-coupled receptor signaling pathway. Gene Ontology annotation, molecular function: thyrotropin-releasing hormone receptor activity. The record is from RefSeq and is a predicted model, not a curated record. Gene Ontology annotation, cellular component: membrane. Bases 354 to 1457 code for a protein of 367 amino acids.